Molecule: messenger RNA, 375 nt
Organism: Staurois parvus
Lineage: Eukaryota; Metazoa; Chordata; Amphibia; Anura; Ranidae
Source: the annotation of a GenBank genome assembly
CCCGCUGUCGAGCUUGAUGACUCGGUGCCCGCUGUCUUGCCAGAUGACUCGGUGCCCGCUGUCUUGCCAGAUGACUCGGUACCCGCUGUCUUGCCAGAUGACUCGGUGCCCGCUGUCGUGCCAGAUGACUCGGUGCCCGCUGUCGUGCCAGAUGACUCGGUGCCCGCUGACGUGCCUCCGUCCGCUGCCCAGCCUGAUGUGCCUCCGUCCACUGCCCAGCCUGACGUGCCUCCGUCUGCUGCCCAGCCUGACGUGCCUCCGUCCGCUGCCCAGCCUGACGUGCCUCCGUCCGCUGCCCAGCUAAACUGGCCAAUAACUGAUUCCCAGCCUGCUCCUGGAAAUCCUGUGUCCAGCGACCUGCCUUCCUGGGUUCCC